GAGGGGUGAUGCUAGCAUUCUCACACUUUUCCUUUUGCAUUUCCUGCUACAUGCGAACAUGGCGUCUGCUGGCCUCCAGAUGUUUGGCAUUUUUCUGGCGACCAUUGGCUUCCUGGGUGACAUCAUCGUGUGCGCGCUGCCCAUGUGGAAGGUGUCCGCCUUCAUUGGCAACAACAUCGUGACGGCGCAGGUCUUCUGGGAGGGUCUGUGGAUGAACUGUGUGAAGCAGAGUACUGGCCAGAUGCAGUGUAAGGUCUACGACUCCAUGCUGGCGCUUCCUCAGGACCUGCAGGCGGCCCGCGCCCUUGUGGUCAUCUCGAUCCUGCUGGUCCUCAUGGGCCUCCUACUGGCUGUCGCUGGGGGCAAGUGCACCAACUGCAUCGACGACGAGCUGGCCAAGAGCCGUGUCGCCAUCGCCGCAGGGGUCUUCUGCCUGGCAGGUGGCAUCCUGUGCCUCAUCCCCGUGUCCUGGUCCGCCCAUGUGGUCAUCCGCAACUUCUACAACCCCAUCAUGAGCGACGCACAGCGACGUGAGCUCGACGUUGCCAUGGCGUCCAUGGGUAUGCAGAUGCUGGCCAGCGCCCUCUGCCUGCUGGGCUGGGUGGGCAUCAUCAUCAGCUGCCUGCUGCCCAUGUGGAGGGUGACGGCCUUCGUGGGCAGCACCAUCGUCACAUCGCAGACCAUCUGGGAGGGCAUCUGGAUGAGCUGCGUGGUCCAGAGCACAGGGCAGAUCCAGUGUAAGCCCUACGAGUCGCUCCUGGCGCUCAGUGCCGACCUGCAGGCCGCCCGGGCGCUGACCGUACUCGCCAUCGUGACCGGCGCUGCGGGCCUCAUCCUGGCUUUUGUUGGGGGGAAGUGCACCCGCUUCAUGGAUGAGGAGCGGCCUGGCUCCAAAGGGAAAGUGGCAGUGGCGGCAGGGGCGGUGCUGAUCGUUACGGGAUUACUGUGUUUGAUUCCCACCUCGUGGGCAGCUGGUGCGGUGGUCAGGAAAUUCUACAGUGCCGCCAUUGAUGCUCAGCGCCGGGAGAUCGGUGCGUGUCUGUACAUCGGCUGGGGGGCAUCCAUCUUGCUUAUUCUGGGAGGGGGCUUGUUUAUCAGCUCCACGUGCCCCCUCAAAGCGCACGACGCCGACAAGAGCCCGUCGGUUCGAUACCUGGUGGUCCGCUCCUCAAACGGGUCCAACAGGCCCGGCUCGCAGCACAACAGGAUACCGGCAGCCAAGCCGGUCGGGGCGCUUUACAACCGGCCUCUGAGCUACGAGGGGACCUCUGCAAAGUCUGAGCCGCUCGCCAGGACCACUUGGACAGACGGACCCGAGCCAGGUCUCAGACCAGCAUCCGAGAGGUCCUGGGCUGCCUCAACCAAGUCUCAGUUGAAGCGACAGGACUCGGCACCGUCGGAGCAAAGCGAGGCGCUGUCCACCAAGUCUCAGCUGCAGAGGGCUGAGCUGGACCAGACUUUAGACUCCACCAAGAGUGAACAGGAGGACGCGUCUGCCAACCCAUCAAAGACGUACCUCUGACAUGUGGACAAACUUUAUUUGUAGUCUUUCUACUACUUAUUUACUUCUUAGUACUUCUUCUGCAGGUACCUCAACAUAGCACAUAAUAUAGUACAUCUUGAAGUGUAUUUAAUUCAUGUCAUAAUGUGGGAUUUUCAAUAUAAAUGAAUUAUAUCGUGACGAUUUAAUAACAAAGACACUUGCUGGCCUCUCACUGGCAGACUGCAGACAUUAAGACAGUAAAUAACAAUAAUAACCAUGUGCACUUAUGUGUAAAUGUGACCUUUGAACUUCACCUUUUUGGACUGAUUUGUGUAUAUUUUAUUUAAGUUUUCAUUAAACAACAGUCGUAA
Molecule: messenger RNA, 1854 nt
Organism: Doryrhamphus excisus (bluestripe pipefish)
Lineage: Eukaryota; Metazoa; Chordata; Actinopteri; Syngnathiformes; Syngnathidae
Cellular component (GO): bicellular tight junction; membrane
Molecular function (GO): structural molecule activity
Source: RefSeq, a predicted model, not a curated record